AUGACUUUGAAGAAAAUUGAUCACACUUUUGCGUACGAUGCGCUUUCGUACGACGCGAAGCCCAAUGAGCAGCCAUACCUCAAACUUUCGUUCUUCUUUAGCAAGCAGGACGACGUGUCAUACGAACAUUUCCAUCGCCAUUGGCAGAGUAUUCAUUCGGACCUGACGAUAGGUACCAAGGCAUUCAAGUCAAAUCAAAUCCAGCGUUAUGUUCAACUACAUUCCUACCCGGAGUUGAAGAAAAUGGUUGCCGACUCAGGUCUCGAAGUCCUCGACUACGACGGAUGUUCCGAAAUCUAUGUGAGGAAAUUUGAGGACUGGGAUAAUUUCUGCAAGGCAAGUUGCUUUGCAAAGAGAAGACUUCUCGAAGUGGAGCUGACCGUGACGAACAGAGUGAGGAGUUCCAAAAAGCCCUGA
Verruconis gallopava is the source of this 417-nucleotide messenger RNA. RefSeq lists its product as uncharacterized. Gene Ontology annotation, molecular function: oxidoreductase activity. The coding region runs from base 1 to 417 and encodes 138 amino acids. Lineage: Eukaryota; Fungi; Ascomycota; Dothideomycetes; Venturiales; Sympoventuriaceae. The record is from RefSeq and is a predicted model, not a curated record. The transcript is spliced from 3 exons.